CAUCACCAUCCCUUGCCCGCCAUGAUCGACCUCAUCAUGCUUCAGCCCGAGAAGGGCGGCGACCCGCAGGUCGUCAAGGACUCGCAGGCCAAGCGCUUUGCGCCGCCCGAGCUCGUCGACGAGGUGCUGGCGCUGUACAAGGACUGGGUCGCGACCGAGUACGAGCUGCAGCAGGUGCAGAAGGACCUCAACGCCAUCAAGCGCGACAUCGGCGCCAAGAUGAAGGCCAAGGCCGACGCGUCCGAGGAGCUCAAGCAGAAGGCGGCGCUCGACGCGCGCGUCGCCGAGCUCAAGCCCGAGGUGGUGAAGAAGGAGCAGACGAUGCGCUUCAAGGCCGGCCGCAUUGGCAACAUCGUCGGCGACAUGGUGCCCAUCAGCGCGACGGAGGACGACAACAAGGUGAUGCGCACGUGGCACCCCGAGGGCCCGAACGGCAAGGUGGAGAAGAAGAACGACAUCCUGUCGCACCACGAGGUCAUGAUGCGCCUCGAGGCCUUCGACAUGGAGCGCGGCGCCAAGAUCUCGGGGCACCGCGGCUUCUUCCUCACCGGCGACGGCGUGGACCUGAACCAGGCGCUGAUCAACUACGGCCUCGACUUCCUCAAGGGCAAGGGCUUCAAGAAGAUGAUGACGCCCUUCAUGAUGCGCAAGGACGUGAUGAGCAAGACGGCGCAGCUCGAGGACUUUGACGAGGAGCUGUACAAGGUCACCGGCGACGAGGUCGACAAGUACCUCAUUGCCACGUCCGAGCAGCCCAUCAGCGCAUUCCACUCCGACGAGUGGUUCGACCAGCCCGAGACGCAGCUGCCGCUCAAGUACGCCGGCUACUCGACGUGCUUCCGCAAGGAGGCCGGCUCGCACGGCAAGGACACGUGGGGCAUCUUCCGCGUGCACCAGUUCGAGAAGGUCGAGCAGUUCUGCAUCACCGACCCGGCGUCUUCGUGGGACAUGCUCGACCAGAUGAUUGCCAACUCCGAGGCCUUCUACCAGUCGCUGCAGCUGCCGUACCAGGUCAUUGCCAUUGCCUCGGGCGCGCUCAACAACGCCGCGGCCGCCAAGUACGACCUCGAGGCCUGGUUCCCGUACCAGGGCGAAUACAAGGAGCUCGUGUCGUGCUCAAAUUGCACCGACUACCAGUCGCGCAGCCUCGAGGUGCGGUGCGGGCACAAGAAGCAGGGCGAGACGAAGAAGCACUACGUGCACAUGCUCAACGGCACGCUCUGCGCCACCGAGCGCGCGCUCUGCUGCCUCGUCGAGAACUGGCAAACACCAGAGGGCCUCACGAUCCCGCCGCCGCUGCGGCCAUACAUGCAGGGCCGCGAGUUCCUGCCCUUCACGCGUGAGCUGCCCAAGGGCACCACGAGCUCGAAGAAGAAGGCCUAGGGACAUAGGGACAUGUAGAGCGUAUGAAUUGGCAUGCGCAUGCAGCUGGGUAUCAAUGUCGGGAGCUGGUGAUCUACUUGUAGGGCGCCUUGCCGGCCUCGCGCAGGCUGUUCUCGCGCU
This is a messenger RNA of Tilletiopsis washingtonensis, 1503 nucleotides long. Its product is annotated as serine-tRNA ligase. The record is from RefSeq and is a predicted model, not a curated record. Lineage: Eukaryota; Fungi; Basidiomycota; Exobasidiomycetes; Entylomatales. The coding region runs from base 22 to 1383 and encodes 453 amino acids. Gene Ontology annotation, molecular function: ATP binding; serine-tRNA ligase activity; tRNA binding. The transcript is spliced from 8 exons. Gene Ontology annotation, biological process: seryl-tRNA aminoacylation. Gene Ontology annotation, cellular component: cytosol.